GUACAUCUACUGGAACCGAUAGUUACCCCAUAGACUAGCAGCAUGCCGUUUAAACCUCCACAGCAGGCCAAGUGUCCAAAGUGUGGAAAAUCGGUUUAUGCUGCCGAAGAAAGGGUUGGAGCAGGACAGAAAUGGCACAAAUUUUGUUUUACCUGUGGUGUUUGUAACAAGAUGCUGGACAGCACCACCGUGGCCGCCCAUGAUGGUUUGGUAUACUGUAAAACCUGCCACGGCAAGAGCUUUGGACCUAAGGGAUAUGGUUUCGGGAGUGGUGCCGGUGCUCUGAGCACGGAAACCGGCGCCCAACACGGCGUUAAAAAGGGAGAAAUGAGUAACAAGCCCAAAGAAGCCGUCAUUGGAGGUACUUCUGGUCCCGGCCCCCAUUGUCCUAGGUGUGGAAAAACGGUCUACGAUAACGAGAAGGCAAUCGGUAUCAGCAUACCAUUUCAUAAAUCCUGUUCCAAAUGUAAAACGUGCAACAAGAGCAUCGACUACAACACAAUGUCGGAACACGAGGGCGAUAUUUACUGCAAAGGAUGUUACGCAAAGAAUUUCGGACCGCAUGGAUUUGGUGUUGGCACAUUGGCUUAAACUAUUACAUGAAAUCACUAAUUACUUCCCCAAACCUUCCUAACUCUCCGGUCUAUCCGUUUACACGGAAUGUGUUGAUAGGCCAUAUAUAUCUUCGUUUAGUCAAGUUAAACGUAGAAAUCACACGAAUAUGUCUUGUUUAUAUUUCUUUAAUGCUUGAAUGAGUCAAAAGAAUGUGUCAUUGUCAAUAACAAGGUGUAAAUAAAUGAGAAAUACAAAUUAACUUAAUAUCAAUAAAA
Messenger RNA from Ylistrum balloti, 830 nucleotides. RefSeq names its product cysteine and glycine-rich protein 1-like. The record is from RefSeq and is a predicted model, not a curated record. Gene Ontology annotation, molecular function: actinin binding; structural constituent of muscle. Gene Ontology annotation, cellular component: Z disc; cytoplasm; nucleus. The coding region runs from base 43 to 591 and encodes 182 amino acids. Gene Ontology annotation, biological process: sarcomere organization; muscle tissue development. NCBI's taxonomy places the organism in Eukaryota, Metazoa, Mollusca, Bivalvia, Pectinida, Pectinidae. The transcript has 6 exons.